Messenger RNA from Brienomyrus brachyistius, 2977 nucleotides. Its product is annotated as putative ferric-chelate reductase 1. The transcript is spliced from 16 exons. Lineage: Eukaryota; Metazoa; Chordata; Actinopteri; Osteoglossiformes; Mormyridae. Gene Ontology annotation, molecular function: oxidoreductase activity, acting on metal ions. The coding region runs from base 168 to 1853 and encodes 561 amino acids. The record is from RefSeq and is a predicted model, not a curated record.
ACCUUCCCGUCAUCAAGUGGGGGGUGGAGACUCACAGCUUCUCCUAUGAUUCCCACACAUAAGAAUACUCCAAACACACAAAGAUUGUCCUUGUGCCAGUACCGUACCUUCUGUGUGUUUGUGAAUCAGAGAAGUUCAGACUAGUUCACCGAGAACCUUCUUUCCAGAUGCAUGUGUACGCAUCGCUCAUCGUUGUCUGGACCUUGCGGGCUGUUGGGGGCUUCAGCUCAGGCAAAGUUGACCAAAGCUGUGAUACUAUGGAACCGCAGCAUCAUACCACCAGUCAGACAUCUCAAGCCCCAUUCUCUAUCUCCAUGAAUCACACCACUUUCCAGAAAGGUGAUGUCAUUGCAGUGACACUCCAAGCAGGACCCAAUCCGUUCAAGGGCUUCCUCUUACAAGCCCGUGGAGUCGGCCAGACCCAGCCUCUGGGCACUUUCACAGUGACAGGAAGUGAUGCUCAACUUCUUAACUGCAGAGGGUUUGCUAACUCUGCAGUUUCCCAUACGUCUGCCUCACCCAAAACAUCAGUGAAAGCUCUGUGGACGGCUCCAGUAACAGGAAACCCAGGAAACAUUACAUUCAGUGCUACCUUUGUUCAAGCUGGAAACGUCUAUUGGACUCAAGUGAAAAGUUCUGUGGUUAUUUAUAAUGCUGAACCUCUUCAAAAUACAAACGCAACAACUCCAUCUCUGCUAACCAUAUCUAGCAAUGGCUGUGGAAUCAGCAAGGUCUGCAUGAGUCAGCCAGGUAACUGUAACCCUGCCAACAGUUCCAGCUGCUACUUCAUGUCUGUAGUGAUGUCAUCCAACAGUUCAGACCUUCAUAUGGAAAUAUCUGGCCCAUCAGACGGUUACAUCGCCAUUGGAUUUUAUUAUGAUCUCUUGAUGGGAAAUGAUGAUAUUUAUAUUUGCAUUUACAAUCAAGGACAAGUUCAAGUGCAACGUGCCCAUUCCACAGGAAUGACAACCCCAGAUAUCAUAUCGCAGAACAUUUCUGGCAUAAGUGUGUCUUAUGCCAAUGGAGUCAUCAGCUGCUCCUUCACUUCCCAUGACCUCAUCUCCUUUUAUAGAAGCUCCACACCGACCACCUCCUCCUAUCUCUUCUACGCCUAUGGACCCGUUAGCGGAGGCUUAAUCCAGCAACAUAUAGAUAAGUUCACGAGUAAAGACAGAGUUCAGCUCACGCCAUCUGUUACGAAGGCAGUGAAUGAUAGUCGUCCUGCCAAAGCACACGGUUCAUUAAUGCUAAUAGCUUGGAUGACCACUGGGAGUCUGGGCAUGAUCAUUGCAAGAUACCUUAAAACAGCUACGGAAGGGAGAAGCUACUGGAACAGAGACUUUUGGUUUUUGGCACAUGUGGGCCUUUUGUCCUUGUCUUACACUCUUACCAUCAUUGCCUUUAUCUUGAUCUUUGCAAACGCAGGGGACUGGUUUGACAACCCACACUCAGUUCUGGGCUGUUUAGUUAUGAUCCUGACCUUCUUCCAACCAAUUGUGGCAAUUUUCCGAUGCCAGCCCAGUCACAAGUGGAGGUACCUUUUCAACUGGAUACAUGCUUUGAACGGUCUGACGAUUAAAUGCUUGGCAGUGGCUGCCAUAUUUACUGGCCUAAAACUGGUGGACACAUCGGCAAACCAUUGGCUCCCCAAAGUGAUGGGAGGGUUUGUUGGCUGGGAGGCUCUGUUCUUCCUGCUCUUUGACUUGCAUGCUCAGUGGAGCAAGAACAUUGGGCCAGAAGUAUUUGAAGACAUUUCAAGUUUGGUACCUUUAGAAGUGAUAUUUCUGAUUGUUUUCUUCUUCGGAAACAUAAUAUUUUUGAUUGCCCUUCUGUGUGGAAUUGGUCUGUCAUGAAAUCUCCAGAAACAAGGAUUACAUCUAUGAAUAAAGGGAAAAGAGAAGUAAUACUUUUUUUUGGUACUACCCAACAGAAGGACUGGUUAUGUGUGAGAGAAUUGCUUAGGGAAUUUCACCAUCCAUCCAUCCAACCAUCCAUCCAUCUUCAAUAUGUAUUUGAGCAUGUCACACAGCAUCACAUUCUAAUUCUAUUUUGUUUUUAAAAUACAGCUAAAUACAGACAAAAUAUACACAACACUUCCGCUGAAAUACACAGCUCAGGGAAAAAAUUAAGAGACCACAUCAUAUUUUAUAAAAAAUCUGAAAUUUGAAAUCCUGGUUUAAUUCCGCUUGUGCUGGCAGAAGGGAGCGCUGAGCAGCAGGCUGCUUCUAGGCCCAAGUGAAACUGGAAAUUUAGCUGUGAUCUCUUAAUUUUCUCCAGAGGUGUGUGUGUGGAUUAGGUUCAUAUAACAUUGUGGGAACCAAAUGUCCCCCACAAUGUAAUAACAACAUGUUUUUUGAUGUUGUGGGGACCAUUUUUCAGGUCCCGAGAAUGAUCUGUGAAUGUAAUGAAAAAAGUACAAAUUUUGUUUGGUUAUUUAUGGUUAAGGUUAGGGUUGGGUAGGGGUUAGGGUCAUCAUAUUGUGAUUAGAGUUUUCGCUACAAAGAUAUAACUACAAUACAAACCUAUGCUUGUGGGGGGGGGGUGUCUGUGUGUGGAUUUAUAUCCAACUGUGUAUUUUAUUUGGGAUCAUAUUUCCUGCGUUGGAAGAGAUUCUGGAAGUAAGGCUACAUAAUCUGGCUAUUUGUGAAGCUUUUUAUUAAGUUAUCUUUUUUCUUAAAGAUAGUAGAUGAUGUUCAAUUAUGAGGCUAUUUCAGGCAUAGCCUCAACUGUAACCCAUUUGUUCAAAUAAUUAUAACAAACUCUGAUAAAUGCAUUCAUAAUGGUGGCAGCUUCAUGUAUCACAUGUUCAGGUUUAACAUACAGAAAUCUAAUUUUCAGCUCAUUGUAUGUUUUGGAUUUAUUGAAAGUAUAAAUUACAUUCAAAGUAUAAAUCAUUGUAAAAUUUUUAUUAUAACUAUAUGAUGCAACUGAAUCAUGUAACCUUAUUCAAUAAAAUUUUGUUACAAUUUUAAGAUUU